AAAUGUCAUUACAGUUUAACAGCCCUGCUGCCGAAUAGCACUGCUAUUUUUAAUAAAUAUAAUCGAUUUCUAAUUAAACCACAUCGUAACAAGAAUGUCCGACGAAACAAAAAAGAGGAAAAUUUCCGAUGCCGAACCCGAGGCUUCGGCGCCGCCUGUGAAGAUGCCUCACAUCCAGUGUCCGUACCUGGACACCAUAAACCGCCACGUAUUGGACUUCGACUUUGAGAAGUUGUGUUCUGUGUCGUUAACUCGCAUCAACGUGUACGCUUGCCUUAUAUGCGGGAAAUAUUUCCAGGGAAGAGGCACCAAUACUCAUGCUUACACCCAUUCUGUGGCUGACGGGCACCAUGUGUUCCUCAACUUGCACACACUCAAGUUCUACUGCUUGCCGGACAACUAUGAAGUUAUUGACUCAUCGCUGAACGACAUCAAGUACGUGCUGAACCCGGUGUUCACCCCGGAGCAGAUACAGCAGAUGGACUCCAACACCAAGCAGUCGCGCGCCAUCGACGGCACCAUGUACAUGCCGGGGAUCGUGGGGCUCAACAACAUCAAGGCCAAUGAUUACUGCAAUGUUAUCCUACAGUGCCUCUCCCAAGUCCGGCCCCUGCGUAACUACUUCCUCCGCGAAGCAAACUACGCCAACGUGAAGCGGCCGCCGGGCGACUCGCUCUUCCUGCUCGUGCAACGGUUCGGCGAACUGAUACGCAAGCUGUGGAACCCGCGCGCGUUUAAAGCUCACGUAUCGCCGCACGAAAUGCUGCAGGCUGUUGUACUAUGGUCAAAGAAGAGGUUCCAAUUUAUUAAGCAAAGUGACCCCGUGGACUUCCUCUCCUGGUUCCUCAACUCGCUGCACAUGGCGCUCAACGGCACCAAGAAGGCGGACAGCUCCAUCAUCUACAAGUCCUUCCUCGGCCACAUGAGGAUAUACACGAGGAAACUGCCACCGCCUGACGCGGACGACGCAGCCCGGGUCGACCUAAACAGCGAUGAGUACAAAGAGCUGAUAACGGAGUCUCCGUUCCUGUACCUGACGUGCGACCUGCCGCCCACGCCGCUCUUCACCGACGAAUUCAGAGAGAAUAUUAUUCCACAGGUGAACCUCUACCAACUACUCUCCAAAUUCAACGGGCAAACGUCCAAAGAGUACAAGACGUACAAGGAGAACUUCUUGAAGCGGUUCGAGAUCACGCAGCUGCCGCCCUACCUCAUACUGUACAUAAAGCGGUUCACCAAGAACACGUUCUUUGUGGAGAAGAACCCUACCGUUGUCAACUUUCCUGUCAAGAACGUAGACUUCGGUGACAUCCUCACGCCAGAGGUCAAAGCGAAGCACAACGGACGGACGACAUACGAGCUGGUCGGCAACAUAGUGCACGACGGGGCGCCCGAGAAGGGCACCUACCGCGCGCACGUGCUGCACAAACCCACGCAGCAAUGGUACGAGAUGCAAGACCUCCACGUGACCAGCAUCCUGCCGCAGAUGAUCACGCUCACCGAAGCCUACAUCCAGAUCUACGAGCUCAACCAAGACCCCAAACCUUAGGCUAAGCAAUAAAACCAUCACUAAAAUAUAA
Messenger RNA from Cydia splendana, 1580 nucleotides. It is a transcript of the gene Usp39, whose product is annotated as ubiquitin carboxyl-terminal hydrolase 39. NCBI's taxonomy places the organism in Eukaryota, Metazoa, Arthropoda, Insecta, Lepidoptera, Tortricidae. The transcript is spliced from 10 exons. The record is from RefSeq and is a predicted model, not a curated record. The coding region runs from base 95 to 1549 and encodes 484 amino acids. Gene Ontology annotation, biological process: spliceosomal complex assembly; mRNA processing; protein deubiquitination. Gene Ontology annotation, molecular function: cysteine-type deubiquitinase activity; zinc ion binding.